CAGAGACUGAGAAAAAUGAAGAGGAUAUUGUUGCAACAGUACAGCAAAUUUUAGCGCAGGCUGUGCAGCAGCAAAAAGAAUUGAUAUUAGCUGCUAAAAACCAGCCCCCACCUACUCCAAAGGGCAAAAGUAAAAAGUCUCAGUUGAGAUCAAAGUCAAAUCUAGGAUCUAAGGAACAUGACCUGGGAAAACUGGCAAGCAUAUCUGACGAGUCUGGCUUUCUUAAAUCAGAAGGCUUCUCGAUACAGGAUAAAUUAGCCUGUGACGUCACUUCAAAGUGUUCAGAGACUGUUGAUAUGAGCCAUAGCCACUCAGCUCCUGUUACCAACUCUAGUCAAAGUGAAGUUAUCCAGUCAACAAGUCUAUCCAACCACAUCCAGCUUUUACCUCCGUCAGCACAGAUGCAUAGCUCCUC
This is a messenger RNA of Lymnaea stagnalis (great pond snail), 415 nucleotides long. Lineage: Eukaryota; Metazoa; Mollusca; Gastropoda; Lymnaeidae. The record is from the annotation of a GenBank genome assembly.